AUAACACGGUCGAUACGAACCCAUUCCCAUUAACCCGCCAUCUUAAUUAAUAUAUUUGGUUUGACCAAACAAGUCAUCUUGGGAAAAGGGGCUUCUACUCAUUAUCCUAGACAAACAUGGCCUUCAGCGGCCAGACCCCGACAAUUAUUGUUCUGAAAGAAGGAACGGAUUCGUCACAAGGAAAGGGUCAAAUACUAUCGAAUAUCAACGCAUGUCUAGCGGUUCAGUCUACGAUCAAAGGGACGCUGGGUCCUUAUGGCGGGGAUGUAUUACUUGUGGAUUCCAAUGGAAAGCAAACGAUCACAAACGAUGGGGCUACAGUGAUGAAGCUCCUCGACAUCGUCCACCCAGCCGCUCGGAUUCUCACCGACAUUGCACGAUCGCAAGAUGCUGAGGUCGGCGACGGCACUACAUCCGUGGUAGUUUUGGCGGGAGAGAUCUUAAAAGAAGUCCGCGAAUUCGUGGAACAGGGUGUGAGCGCACAAACGAUUAUAAAGGGAUUGAGAACAGCCAGUUCGAUUGCGGUCAACAGAAUUAAAGAGAUCUCAGUGGAUAUGAGAGACACCACUGAUGGAGCAACGAUGCAAGUUGAGACUCUGAGACGAUUGGCUGGGACUGCGAUGAAUAGUAAACUAAUUAAGCGCAAUGCGGACUUCUUUACGAAGAUGGUUGUCGAUGCCGUUUUAUCCUUGGAUCAGGAUGAUCUGAACGAGAAACUCAUCGGUAUUAAGAAAGUCACCGGCGGGGCGCUACAAGAUUCUCUGUUUGUUGAUGGUGUAGCGUUCAAGAAGACAUUUUCCUACGCAGGUUUCGAACAGCAACCCAAAUCUUUCAAGAAUCCCAAAAUUGUGUGCCUUAACGUCGAAUUGGAGCUAAAGAGCGAGAAGGAUAAUGCCGAAGUUCGAGUGGAUCAGGUAUCUGAAUAUCAAGCAAUUGUGGACGCCGAAUGGCAGAUCAUUUUCAAUAAACUGGAGGCACUUUACAAGACGGGCGCAAAGGUCGUUCUGAGCAAACUUCCCAUCGGUGAUCUGGCCACUCAAUACUUUGCUGACCGUGACAUUUUCUGCGCGGGGCGAGUCUCCGCCGAGGAUAUGGAGCGCGUUAACCAGGCCACUGGGGCAUCUACACAAUCAACCUGCUCGGACAUCCAGGAGCGCCAUCUUGGAACUUGCGGUGCCUUUGAGGAACGCCAAAUUGGUGGUGAACGGUUUAACAUCUUCUCCGAAUGCCCAGCUGCCAAGACAUGUACAUUAAUUCUUCGUGGUGGCGCUGAGCAAUUCAUCGCAGAAGCGGAACGCAGUUUGCACGAUGCCAUUAUGAUUGUGAAGAGAUCUUUACGCAACACAUCUGUCGUUGCCGGAGGAGGAGCUACGGAAAUGGACGUGUCCGGCUAUUUGCAUUCCUACGCCAAUAAGAGCAAGGCUGUGCCGCACAAACAGCAAGGGGUCGUCAAGGCUUUUGCAAAGGCACUCGAGGUUAUUCCGCGACAGCUGUGCGACAAUGCAGGCUUUGAUGCCACCGAUAUCCUCACUCGCCUUCGCGUCCAGCAUCAGGCAGGCAAUGUGUGGGCAGGUGUCGACUUCGACAACGAGGACGUUCGGGACAAUAUGAAGGCGUUCGUGUGGGAGCCGAGCCUGGUCAAGAUCAAUGCCAUCCAAGCGGCGAUUGAAGCCGCGUGCUUGAUCUUGAGCGUUGACGAGACUAUAAAGAACCAGGAAUCCGCCCAGCCACAAGCUCCAGGUAAGCCGUUGCCGGCAGGAGCAGCUCAGAGGGUUUUGAAGGGCAGAGGACGCGGAAUGCCUCGACGGUAAAUUGGUCAACAGCCCUCUCAACAGCCGACAACGAAGAUCACAGACGGUCUUGGAAGCUCCCCGUCCUGGGAGAUUUUAGAUAGGUCUAAUUUAAUGUAUCUCAAGAAGCAAUAAAGACCAUUCAGUCGU
Molecule: messenger RNA, 1940 nt
Organism: Coccidioides posadasii C735 delta SOWgp
Lineage: Eukaryota; Fungi; Ascomycota; Eurotiomycetes; Onygenales; Onygenaceae
Gene: CCT7
Product: T-complex protein 1 subunit eta
Biological process (GO): protein folding
Cellular component (GO): chaperonin-containing T-complex
Molecular function (GO): ATP binding; ATP hydrolysis activity; ATP-dependent protein folding chaperone
Source: RefSeq, a predicted model, not a curated record